UAUUACGACACCUGAAAAAAAAUAGAAUCCUAUACUUUUUUUUUCUUUCCAAUAUCCAUUUUUGUUUCAGUUUCAUAUUUCCUUUUCCUCCGUAAAAUUUCCAAAAAAAAAAGAAAAAAAAAAAGAACCCAUGAAUCAUAUAUUUAGGGUUUCUUGAACUUUGCUUUUUUGCUUUGUUUGUUUAGUAAGAAAAAUUUACUUUCCUGGGAAAAUAAAAAAACAAAAUAUGGGUAGAGGUAGGGUUCAACUAAGACGGAUCGAGAACAAUAUUAGCAGACAAGUAACAUUCUCAAAGAGACGAAGUGGUUUAUUAAAGAAAGCCAAUGAGAUCUCAGUUUUAUGCGAUGCUGAUGUUGCUUUGAUUGUUUUCUCUAACAAAGGAAAGCUCUUUGAGUUCUCUUCUGAUCCCAGCAUGGAGAGGAUCCUAGAACGAUACGAACGACAAAUAUAUGCCCCAACUGGUUCUGAAUCACAGGCAAAUUGGUCUUUGGAAUCUUCCAAACUCAUGUCAACUAUUGAAGUCUUGCAAAGGAACUUGAGGAACUUUCGUGGAGAAGAGCUUGAACCCUUGAGUUUAAGGGACCUGCAACUUUUGGAACAACAAAUUGGUAAUUCUCUGAAGCGAAUACGAACUAGAAAGAACAAACUCAUGAAUGAAUCCAUUUCAGUGCUGCAGAAGAGAGAAAAGACAUUGCAAGACCAGAACAACAUGCUAGCUAAAAAGCUUAAAGAAAAACAGCAGACACCGACAGAACAUGCACAACAUGAAGUGCAACAAAAACUUGUCCAAAACUCACCACCAUCAACAUCCAUACAACCACCAACACCACCACCGGCUGCAACACGGUUUCCUUGUUUGACUAUUGGAGGGAGUUACGAAGCCAUGAAAGGGACAAACAAGGAAGCUGAGCUCAAUCUCAACCUAGUACCAAAUCAGUGAUAUUAUAACAGCUGUUCAAAUCGAGUAGUACGAAACCAUGUUUUCAUAUAUAGUGAGAAUUUCAUAACAUAACAUCCUCAGAGAAGUUCAAAUGUAUCAGACAAACUAUAUACAAGUUGUUCAUUUGAAAACUCAA
Molecule: messenger RNA, 1076 nt
Organism: Gossypium arboreum
Lineage: Eukaryota; Viridiplantae; Streptophyta; Magnoliopsida; Malvales; Malvaceae
Product: truncated transcription factor CAULIFLOWER A-like
Exons: 8
Coding region: 227-940 (237 amino acids)
Biological process (GO): positive regulation of transcription by RNA polymerase II
Cellular component (GO): nucleus
Molecular function (GO): DNA-binding transcription factor activity, RNA polymerase II-specific; protein dimerization activity; RNA polymerase II cis-regulatory region sequence-specific DNA binding
Source: RefSeq, a predicted model, not a curated record